Drosophila ananassae is the source of this 1598-nucleotide messenger RNA. RefSeq lists its product as uncharacterized. NCBI's taxonomy places the organism in Eukaryota, Metazoa, Arthropoda, Insecta, Diptera, Drosophilidae. Gene Ontology annotation, cellular component: mitochondrion. Bases 452 to 1168 code for a protein of 238 amino acids. The transcript is spliced from 3 exons. The record is from RefSeq and is a predicted model, not a curated record.
UAUGGCCAAAUUAAAAGGCACUUUUUACCCAGAUUCGAAACAUCAAAGAAACUCGACAACACAAAAAAAUACAAAAUUGAAAAUUAAAAAUGAGUCUUUAGAGUAUUGUUAUCCAUACUACGAUACUAUUAGCGAGGCAACAUUAUUCUUCGAUUCCAUCAGAAGCUACAUACAUUUGCGUCAUCUCUGACGCUGUUAAGCAGGCCAGUGGUGUUUCGGGUCGGAGGCAGAACUGCUGAAUCAGGAGAUCUUUAUUAUUGUACCGGCUCUGCGUGGGACAGUGGGACAGCACGUGAAGUCUUAUUACCGAGAGAGUCCACCUAACAUCGAUUUGCUACGUUAACCGGGAUAUCCAGCGCGUAAGUUGUAAUAUAGCGUCGUGCCCGGGUCCCGAUACGAGUUGGGAUUGCUGGAGAGGCUUUCCACCUGCUCCACAAGACAUAUCGGCUUCAUGGCUACGGUGGCUCUUCUCACAAGGCAGCGCAUGCUCGCCUGCUCCAUUCGGCUCCUCGGAGCCAAUCACUUCAGAUGCCUGGCGGUGGCGCCAAAGCUGGUGUCGAAUCCCCAGUUGAAGGAAGCUCGGCAGCGAAGCCUAGUCCUGCCCUUCGCUAUCACCCGCCGCAGUCACAAGUCCGCGCCAACAGCCGCUGCUCCCGCGGCAACGCCGGUUGCAUCAGCAUCCAGCCCGCGAACCCCCAAGCCGGCUGCCACCACGUCGAGCGAUCUCUUUGGCGAAGCUGCCAACAUGGGUCUGUUCGCCAAGUUCAAACACAUGUACAAGCAGUACUGGUACGUGCUCAUACCGGUGCAUGUGAUCACGUCAGUGGGCUGGUUCGGAGGCUUCUAUUACUUAUCAAAAAGUGGCGUGGACGUGCCGUCUCUGUUGCAGUAUGUUCACCUAAGUGAGACGAUCAUCGAGAAGGUGCAGGGUUCGGAUAUGGGCCACUACGCCAUAGCAUAUCUCUGCUACAAGGUGGCCACUCCUCUACGUUAUGCGCUUACUCUGGGUUGCACCACCGUUUCCAUCAAGUAUCUGGUGCAGCACGGCUACAUCAAGCCCAUACCCACAAAGAACGAGCUCAUCAAGAUGUACGAGGACAAGAAGGCCACGCGGGCCAGCGCCAAGGCCGAUAAGGCGGAGAAGGCCGAAAAAGAUGAGAGCAAAUGAUCAUUGGCCGCGGGCGGCGACUCGUUAGCGUUGUCGUCGUCGCCAACGCCGCCGUUGCCACUGUCACAACAUCCUACUAAACUGCCGCCUCCGCUGCUGCCGCCAAAAUUCCCGUUGUUCUCACCGUCUCCAAGGACUAGCAGCGAGCAGCAGCGAUCGGCCGCCGCGCCCGGCGCCCGGCGCGCAGUUAACGUGUUAUCUUUUUUGUUAAACUGCCGCCGCAGCUGCCGGAAUUGGUGCUCAACGAACCUAACUCUUGUCCGGAAUCACAGUCGAUCACAAAAGCGUCGUCAACAAUGAGCGCCGUACACACACACACAGACACCAGGCACGCCCACGCCCAUAAAAUGCCCACUGAAAUACCAGUUACCACCUCACCCCACACUUCCCCCAUGAUUUUAAUACAUCUGAAGUUAACGUUGCACCUGUA